AGCAGACGAGAUUUAUCACCAAAAGUGCAGAAUAAGCCACUGCCACAGGCCCAAAGUGCCACACCAUUGGAAAACGUGAAUCUGGACUUGUAGCCUAGUUAAUUAAGAACCCGGUAGUCCGGCACAUGAAAAGUCUGGAAAGAGGGCAAUGUGUUAUACUGUAUUGAUAAGCCAGUACAAAGAAAUUUAACUGACACAUCUAGACUUGCAUUGAUACUGUGUGCAUACGUGUAAACGCUUUAAAUUCAAACAAAUUUCAUCUUCGAGAUGACUUCCUCGUUUAACAAACGUGAAAAAGCAUUCGAAACCUCAGAUAUUGCAUGCUGCCCCGUUUGUUUUAAGGAUGUUGAAAUAUUCUCCAUAGGAAUAUGUGAUCAUCCGAUAUGCCACGAGUGUUCCACUCGCAUGCGAGUGUUAUGCAAAGAAGAUGCCUGUCCCAUUUGUCGCCAAGAGUUGACCAAGGUUUACUUCGUGAAGAAGGCCAAACCAUAUCAACUUCUUGCAUCAAACUUGUAUCCUAUGGAUAAAAUAACUAAAAUCCAUUUUGAGAGUGCUUCUCUACAAGAUGUUUUUGAAAAGUUACUUGUUCAUAUUUGCUACUCUUGCCCAUUGAAGCCUACAUUUCAAAACUUACAAAUCCUUAAAGAUCAUUUGAGGAAAGAACAUGAAUUAUUUUUUUGUGAUCUUUGUGUUGAGAAUCUAAAGAUAUUUAGCCAAGAAAGAAGAGCCUAUACACGCCAAGAGUUAGCUUUACACCGGAGGAAAGGGGACCCUGACAACACUUCUCACAGAGGCCACCCUCUUUGUAAUUUUUGUGAUCAGAGAUAUGUUGAUGCUGAUGAGUUAUUCCGUCAUUUGAGAAGAGAUCACUAUUUCUGCCACUUCUGCGAUGCUGAUGGGUUAAAUCAUUACUAUUGCAAUUAUGAAGAUUUGCGCAAACAUUUCCAUGAUGCGCAUUUUCUAUGUGAGGAAGGGGAAUGCAAGGAUGAGAAAUUCACCUGUGUUUUUCGCACUGAAAUAGAUAUCCGCGCUCAUAAAGCUCAGACACAUAGUCAAAGUUUGGGGAAAGCAGCGAUCAAGCAAGCAAGAACUUUGGAAUUAGAAUUCACAUUAGCACCACGUUCAGGUGAAAACAAAGGGCGCAAUGGACGUCGCGUUGGACCGAGGGCUUCCGAUAAACAAGAUUCAAAUAAUGUUGCUGAACAGCAAACGUCUCGACCAGUUGCUGUUUCUUCUGUGGUCAGUGCAGAUAUCGGAAAUCCUGAAGAAUUCCCAAGUUUGUCUACUGGAUCUGGGUCAGUUAUGAAGAGUAGAACCAAUGGCUCAGACUCUUUGGCACAGAAAUUAGCUAAAAGCAAUCGAUUUACCGUGAAGAACACCGUAGGAGCUCAUGAUGAGUUUCCCUCCCUUGUUGCUGAAGGAUUAGCAAUUGAUCAUCAAGAUAUUUCAAUGCCCGGUGAUAAAAAAUCAACCGGCGCCAAGCGUUCGGUCCGUCUUCGCCUUGGUGGUCAAAAUGAGGAUUUCUUAACUGAAGGGAUCCCGAUCGCAAGAGUUUCUCGAGUUAGUACUUCUCAGAAUAUUCAUGUCCAACCUAGUCGCGAUUUACGUCUGGAAAAUUUUCCUUCUCUCUCUUUAACUUCUCCUCAGUUACCUGAGCAGCAACCCUUGAAACCUGGGUGGAUAAAAAAAAAUCCUCCAAAGCCUGUCAACGUUUCAUCUGUUAAAAGUGUUUCUCAUAGUAGAAAUCCUCCGUCUACUGUUGAAGAGUAUCCUUUAUUAGUCCCAUCUUCUUUGCAUGAUCCUGGUGACGCAAAUGUAUGGAUCACUUCAAAGGACAAGGUAAAUAACGGAGUAACAGUUCCAUGCACUGUGCCAAUCACUGAAUCCUCGUCGAAGCAUCCUAAAGAACGAUGUAAAAAAAAAAAGAAUCCGCCAAUAGCGACUAACAAAAACCAAGUAGCAGCACUGGUGUUUUCGGGUGAAACUAAGAAAAAAGUCUCUCAAAUUGAAGUUGGUGAACUUAAUCGUCAUCCCAUUGAAGUUCCCAGAGCAUCUCGAACCGGAAGAACAAAAUUCGACAUGUCUGAUGGUCUUAUGGAAACCAAUACUUGCAUUGCCAGCAAAGUAAACAUCAUUGCUCCCCUAAUCAAUUCAAAGACGAUAGAAAAUAAUGGAGCGAGACCGAAAAUCAAAGAUAAACCAAUUAAUUUAAAUUCGUCUGAAUUCCCUGCUCUUGGUAACUCUUCGCCCGUGACUUCAUUCUUCGACAGCAGUCAUGAUGGUUCGCCAUUGACACGCGUUGAAAAAGUGGUUCCAACGAAAAUAGCUUUAUCCAGCAGUAGUGUGCAAAAUGUUCCAUUAACUCUUAACAAUAACUCGAGCCGCGCAUUCUUACAGCCUCCUGAUUUUAGCGUUCGUAAUCAACAACUCAUUGCGACAGUUAUGGAUUUGUUAUGUAAUCAGCGGAAGAAGAUAGAAAAAUUUCGCACCAUAUCAACUCAGUUUAGAAGCGGAAGUCUGGACGCUAAAGAAUACUAUACGAAUUGCCUGGAGGUGAUGGGAGAAGAUUGCUUUUCGGCCUUGUUUCCAGAAUUGAUUUGCCUUCUCCCCGACAUUUCAAAACAGCAACAACUUCUACGAGUUCAUCGGUCUGAAAUCAGAGUCAAAGGUGGCAUAGUGUCAACAGAGCCGUACGUUAUAUGUGCUACGUGUGGUCAAGUUUUGUCACCUUCUGAUUUGAAGCAUCACUUGGCGAAUCACAGCCUAGAGACGCACUUUCCUUCACUGGGUACAGCUCAAGAUGAUAUUACUUGGAACAAACGGUGAAAUAUAAUAAUUAAAUUUGCUUGUUAUUCUUCUCUAUUUGGACAUGACAAAUGUGCAUCCAGAGAAGAUAUGUUGAGGGCAGGGUGGUGAGUUAUUAAGUUAGGACAGUUAAAAUGGAGUAAAAAAACAACUCUAAAACUUUUGAACUUAUAAUUUUUGAAUUCUUUGCGCUAUUUCAGAGGUGGUUGUACUCUUUUUAUAUGUGGCUUAAAUAUAUAAAGAAAUUGUACUUUCAA
Messenger RNA from Daphnia pulicaria, 3062 nucleotides. RefSeq names its product E3 ubiquitin-protein ligase ZNF598-like. Gene Ontology annotation, molecular function: ribosome binding; ubiquitin protein ligase activity. The record is from RefSeq and is a predicted model, not a curated record. The coding region runs from base 268 to 2826 and encodes 852 amino acids. Lineage: Eukaryota; Metazoa; Arthropoda; Branchiopoda; Diplostraca; Daphniidae. The transcript is spliced from 7 exons. Gene Ontology annotation, biological process: protein ubiquitination; rescue of stalled cytosolic ribosome.